GAGACGCGCGUGUCGUCCGCACCGCGCCGGAACCCCGUCGUCCCUGCCGCGCCCCGCGCCGGGACGCGUCGCCAGGGACCCAGGGCCGCCCCACCCCCACGGGGAGUCGGGUCCCCCGGGAUCUCCUAGGCGGGGCGUGCUGGCCAGAGACGCCAAGUGGAACAGGUGCGACACCCCCACGUCCCUGGACUCCCAUUAUCAGCAGGCGGCGCAGGGCACACCUGGAGCCCCGCAACCCUCCACCUGCUCCCUCCUUCUUGUCUGGGCAAAGGGGACUCCUGGGGCCUAUCAGCCUCCAGCUGGGCCACACCCUGUUGGUUCUGGGCACCCACACACUGAAGUGCAGUCUGGGCCGUACAGACUCAAGGAUCCCUUUAAGCUUACUGGUGCAGACUGAAUGUGGGGUUGGGGGAAUGUGUCUGGGGGACCUGAGACCCAGACAAUUCUGCAGGUUCCUAUGACUGGGCAAAGAAAAGAUACUGAAGAAACAGAAAGUGGGCUCUGAGAGAUUUCUUAAUCUUGACAUCCAAAGGAGACCUAGGGAUGGGAGGGGAUGUUGGUUAGCCAAGGCAGGUGGCUGGUGAGCCUGGCCUUCAGCUGAGGACAGCAGGACCGACCGAAGGCCCGGAUCUGAGUAAGGAAGUUGAGCAGAACAGUGUCUUUCUUUUCCGGGAAUAACCAGGGAUCAUAUCCACCUUUGCUUUUCUGAGUAGCAGGUGACUGUUAAGGCUGCGGCAUUGGGCUAGUGGCCACACUGACCCAUUCAUUACCUUUCCAAAGCAAGACCCUGCAAGGAGGCCCAGGAAGCCAGGGAGACCCACCCCUGCCCUGCAGGAAGUGUGUAGUGUUAGGUAGGAAAAUUACUUGUCCUUAGCUGGGGAUAGCUUCAGCUGCCAGCAGCCUGAAACCUCCAUAGAUGCCUACUCAUCCAGGGAGGGCGGAUGGCCUUUGGUCAGCCUGGCCUUGUGUGUAGGUGAAGUAGGGGGCAGGAGAAGGUUGGGAUCUACGGGUGAUGUAACACAUCUAACCAGGACACCCCUCCACCCCCCUGAUUUAUUGGAAUCAACUCAAAUAACAUGUUGAAGGUUCCUGGUCUCAGUAAGGCCAGUUCUCCCUCCUUUGGCUCCCAGCAUUCCUUGGGUGGGGAAGAGAAAGAGGGUACCCUAUCCUCAGGAAAGAAACGACCCAGUCAUGCCUUUUAUAAAUGGUCAGUAACCCUGCCAAUGAGGGCUAUAUCAUACCAUCCUAUGGCUCCACACAGGCCAUACAUGGUGCCACAUGUUUGAAAAGAUACUCUUGGGCCAGCCAGAUGACAGCCUUGACCCCACAUCCCUGACUCUGCUGGCCCCUGCCCUCCUUAAGGGCCCAUGGAUGGAGUAGUGGCUACCAAGACCCUGUACCACUAUUCCCAACCUGGUCCACCUGGCCACAGGCUCCUCUGCUGGAGUCCUCCAUCCCUUCUAGGCUUCAUCCUUUCUUACUGUCUCCACCCUGAUGAAAACCUGUCCUUUUCCAGAGCUUUGGUGACAUGUCCCAUCUCCAAGACCAAGCCCUGAGAUGGAACGGGUGGUCGUGAGUAUGCAGGACCCCGACCAGGGCGUGAAGAUGAGGAGCCAGCGCCUUUUGAUCACCGUUAUUCCCCACGCGGUAGCGGGCAGAGACCUCGUGGAAUGGCUGGUCCAGAAGUUCUGCAUCGCGGAGGAGGAGGCCCUGCACCUGGGCACACUCCUGGCGAAGCACGGCUACAUCUACCCACUGCGUGAGUCCCGAGACUUGACGCUCCGGCCGGAUGAGACGCCCUACAGGUUCCAGACACCCUACUUCUGGACAAGCACUCUGUGGCCAGCUGCUGAGCUGGACUAUGCCAUCUACCUGGCUAAGAAGAACAUCCAGAAACAAGGGGCCCUGGUGGACUAUGAGAAGGAACAUUAUGCCCAGCUGCACAAGAAGAUCAACCAUGCAUGGGAUCUAGUAGUGAUGCAGGCUCGAGAGCAGCUGCGGGCAGCUAAGCAGCGCCGGAAGGGAGACAGGCUGGUGAUUUCGUGUCAGGAGCAGACGUACUGGCUGGUGAACAAGCCCCCUGUGAGUCCUCGUGUGGUGAGGGCAGAGGGGGCUCCCUGGCUGUCAAAAGAGCCUGGGGCACCGAACAUUCUGGAGCAGGGUCCUGAGAAGGGCUCUUACAGCUCCAGUCGACUGCAGAUGAGCUCAGAUUUCUACAAGUGUGAGAUCGAGCGCUUCAGGAAGGCGUUGGUCAGGAACCGGGUGAAGUCCUCUGUCUGCCUCGAGGCGUACCUGAAGUUCAGCAGCCAGCAUGGCCCGCACGAUCCCAUCAUGUCAGGGUGCCUGCCCAGCAACCCUUGGAUCACGGACGAUGUCACCUACUGGGCCAUGAAUGCGCCCACGGUGGCUGCCCCCACAAAGCUGCGUGUUGAGCGCUGGGGCUUCAGCUUCCGGGAGCUCCUGGAUGACCCCGUGGGGCGUGGCCACUUCAUGGAUUUUCUCCAGAAGGAGUUCAGCGCGGAAAACCUCAGCUUCUGGGAGGCAUGCGAGGAACUGCGCUUUGGCGGGCAGGCCCAGGUCCCUGAGCUGGUGGAUGCUGUCUAUCAGCAGUUCCUAGCCCCUGGAGCUGCCCGCUGGAUCAACAUUGACAGCCGGACGAUGGAGUGGACCCUGGAGGGGCUUCGCCAGCCGCACCGCUAUGUCCUCGACGCAGCCCAGCUGCAUAUCUACAUGCUCAUGAAGAAGGACUCCUACCCGAGGUUCCUGAAGUCUGACAUAUACAAGGGCCUGCUGGAGGAAGCUGUGAUCCCGCUGGAGACCAAGCGCCGGGCAUUUCCAUUCUUGCGGAAGCCUCUGCACUCAAGUCCCAGCCCUGCUCUGCAAUCUACCCCUGGGGAGCCUCCAGCAACCAGCACCCCUGCAGGUGGCAAUGGGGAGGAGUAGAUGGAUCUUGCGGGUCACCUCAGCUUACCAUCACCCGCCUGACACCCUGUGGAGUCAUGCUGUCCUGGAUACUGGUCCCCGAGCACUGGUGUCUCCUGUGUAGAGAUCCCAGCCUUGCUAUGAGGGCCCUGAGUCUCCACUAAAAUCCCUACACACCCCCUUAGAAGAGACUGGUCCAGCCACUGAUUCCUAGCAAGGAGAUUUCAUUGACUAAGCCUUACCAGGAUAGGACUUGUUCAAGGAAGGUAAAAUCAAGGUCCUCAAAGUUCCUGGUACUUUGUAGUCAGAAGUAGGUGGUCACCUCAUUUCUAGAAUAUCAAGUCUUUGACACAUCAAGAGAUAUUGGUCUCUGGCCAUGCCGUCCCAUCGAGGAUGGCUCCACUGCUGGGUAGGUCCCCUAUUCUGCCGAAGCUAAACCCAGUGGCUUCUCAGUAGACUGUAUCUGCAGGCACCACAUUCACCGCUAUCCACGGCAUCUCUUCCACCUGUCUUACCAGAUCUGAGAAAGGCAGUUCCUGCUGUCGUCCUGACUGUGGUCCCUUAGGUCUUUGCCAAGGAACAGUCUCCCUAACCAGGCUGUCCUCUGUGCUACCUACCUCCUUCUGCCAUGCAGCUCCCAGGCAGGCUGCUCUCCAGUCUCUCCUCACAACUCAUUUCCACAGAAAUAAAAGAUUCAGGUCCUGACUUAGUCCGUUCUCCUGUGGGUCCAGCUUGGCCCAAGUCCAUGGCUCGAGUAUCUGUGACACAACCCAUGGGUGGCGUGCAGUGUGAGUGG
Peromyscus maniculatus bairdii (prairie deer mouse) is the source of this 3718-nucleotide messenger RNA. Lineage: Eukaryota; Metazoa; Chordata; Mammalia; Rodentia; Cricetidae. The record is from RefSeq and is a predicted model, not a curated record.